This is a messenger RNA of Tetranychus urticae (two-spotted spider mite), 1885 nucleotides long. RefSeq lists its product as uncharacterized. Lineage: Eukaryota; Metazoa; Arthropoda; Arachnida; Trombidiformes; Tetranychidae. Gene Ontology annotation, molecular function: DNA-binding transcription factor activity, RNA polymerase II-specific; DNA binding. The record is from RefSeq and is a predicted model, not a curated record. Gene Ontology annotation, biological process: regulation of DNA-templated transcription.
UUAUUAGGAGUGACUCUACUCUUUUGCUAUUUUUUAUACACGAUUAUGAUUUAAUUUACCUGUUUAUCAAUUGCAGGUUACUUGUGAAUUUUAGUUGAUAACUUAGCAAAGGUUUAAUGUCUAAGGUCAACUGUGACGUUAAUCAAUAAUACUUAAGAAUACUGUUGGAGUCAAUGAAUGUAAGCCGAUAUAAAAAGUAACACUGACCUUGCUUCCGAUUCAAGUCUAAUUAUAUUUCAAUCACAAGCGACCUCAUUUUUCAUUGACUUCAUUCAAUUAACCUGGUCAAAGUACUGGUUAGUGAUAGUGAUUAUUUAGGCCUAUGAGGUCAAUCAAGUGAAAGAAAUAAAUAGAUUUUAUGAAUAAAAUGAAAGUAAAUGGACAAAAAAUGGUUGCUUCAAAACAAAACCCAACUCAUCAAUACAAACAAUAAUUAUACAUUUUCAAACUAAUGCUCAAUCAUCAAUAUAAGGUAUCAUUAUUGUAGUAACUUUAUUAUCUAGCUAAUCAUAAUCUUGAUAAUCAUAAUUGACCAUCUUUGAUUGUAGCAAAGCAAAAAUAUUUAAUAUAAAACUGUUGUCCCACUAAAAAAGAUGAUUACUAAUGGACUUAACCGGUUACAGGUUUCUUUGUUUUCAGUUAACAUUCACUUCUUCCAUGAACCCAAUUUAACCAGUUUAAUUGUAUUGACCUUUACCUUUAAAUUAAAUUUCGUCUUCCUAAAUGGCAACGAAAAAGCAAAUCCAGACAUUGAAUAGAAGCUAAUUUACCCAAAAUUGGGUUUUCAUGAAUAGACUGGUAAAAUGGUUAGUCAAGUGUUCAUAUUGAACCACUGCAAUACCAAAGAUUCAAAUUGUCUCCUCCUCGUUGUCGUUGAUUGGUAAAGAAUGCAAAUUGCUUGGCAUUUAACAUAAUUAAUCAAUCGAUUUGAUCAUAUCCGGACCAAGAAGGGAAGCUCUUGUUUUAAAAAUGAUAAUACACCAAUAAUAACUAUCACAGCAAUCAAUUUGUCUUUCUGCAAAUGUUAGCAAUUAAAAGUUAGAUCCUUUAAAAAAUAGACAAUUUUGGUGUCAAUAUUUGUCUUUAAACCCAAUAUUCACCAGUUUAACCAAAAUCACAAUGUUAACAUGCAAAGAUUCAAGUAAAAGGUACAAUUCAUUUAUGAUUAGUGAUAUUCUGGACAGUCUUGAAGAUGACAAUGUUAUUAAAGAGUCAACAGUUAAUAUGAAUGAUGAUGACGAUUUAAGUGAUAAUUUAGACCCUGUAAUACACAAUGACAGUGACCCAGUAAACUGUAUCAACUUUGACCAGGAUCGGUUGAGACCAAGUUUGGACCAGAUUGCGUUAAGACAUCACCUUUUAAAUUGUUCAAAUUUACCAACCAAUGGAUCAUUUUUGGCUAAAUAUUAUCAUGAAUUGAACAUUGAAUCGAGACACGCUCAUAUCUUUUAUGAAAUUCAAUUGCGCCGUAAGAUGAUGUUACAAUCUAAACCUCGUAAAGGUGGACAGAUACGAUUCACUCAUCAGCAAACUUUGGUAUUGGAAGAUAGAUUUAAUCGUUAUCAUUACCUGAAUUCAAGCGAUCGCCGGUUACUGGCUCAAGAAUUGAAUCUAACUGAGAGACAGGUGAAAACAUGGUUUCAAAAUAGGAGAGCCAAAGACAGGCGGUCAAAGGUUAACUCUGAUUGUGUUAAUGCCAUCAAAUCUGGAUCACAUUCAAACAAUAAUAGCUAUUUUCAUCCUUGGAGUGAUGAUGAAUCAAUUGAUAAAAUGGAUUCAAAUUGACUUGAAACCAAAGUUAACCCAAUAACCAUUUACUGUAAUUUUGCUGGUUCAACGUGUCAACUCAUGAAAUCAUUAAAUGAAACAAAUUGCUUAACUGGUA